UACCUAUUAACCUAUUCUACUUCUAGAUGACAUGAUUACCAAAAGUAAACAUAAAAUAAAUGCAAUAACGUUAUUCCUUAAUUUUAAUUGUGAAAAUAAAAGGACAAAUUUUUGAAAAUGUUCAUUAGUGUGACCAUCUGAUAAUGAGCCUACUAAGUAUGCAAAUGCAAAAAAAUUUUUAAAUGACGUACACAAUGAAUUUUAACAAACAAAAAGAGGAGGAUUUAACAGAAGCAUUCAAAAUUAUAGACAAAACCAAUAUCAAACAAGUUUGUUAUACCAACCAAUAUGGCCUCGAUAUAAUAUGUAUUGACUUAUUGAGCAAUGAUUUAGCGAAUGAACUAUUCAAACAACUGAAAAACUCAGUAGAAUAUUACGAUGGAGAAUUGACUAAGGUUAGGGUGUUCGGCAAAUGGCAUCAAAUUCCAAGACAGCAAUCUGCUUACGGCGAUUCUGGCUUGCAUUACAAAUUUUCUGAUGUAUGCUUACCAGCUAAAGAAUGGAUUCCACCUUUAUUAGCGACUAAAAAUCUGCUAUCCUCAAUUACUGGUUACGAUUAUAAUUUUGUCCUGAUAAAUAAGUAUAGAAAUGGAUCAGACCACAUGGGUGAACAUAGAGAUGACGAAGCAGAAUUAGAUCCCAAUACACCGAUUGCUUCGUUAACAUUGGGUCAGCGUAGACCAUUUAUCUUCAAACACGUAGAUUCUAGAAAAAAAUGCGGGGAUAAGAAAAUAGAAAAACACAAAAUAUAUUUAGAACAUGGAAGUUUAUUACUGAUGAAUCCACCAACAAACAAAUAUUGGUACCAUUCUUUACCUGUAUGUAAAAAGGCUCCAGGAGAACGAAUAAAUCUUACAUUCAGAAAAAUAACUAAAUAAGAAUCUCUAGAUGUUAUAAUUUUACUGCAUUCAUUUGCAAAAUCUACAAAUCAUGCUGAUUUUAAGCUAGUGUGUUGUGAUACAUACAUACAGGUAUACAAAAUUCAACUCAAAAUCUCCGCCUUUGAAUAAACAACUUUAAUACAUAUGGCCACUUUAUAGAUGAAAUGUGGAAAUAUAAAUUAUAGGAAAGACAUAUUCAAAGCUCUGAGAAAAAUCCCAGAAUAUCUCAAGUAGUGUUUAAGGUGAAUCAUGAGAAACUAUCAAACUCCAGUAGUGAAUUGUACACAUGGAACUAAGAAAAAUUUUAAUACAUUACCUGAUGUUUAUUUGUGUUAGUUAUAAUUCGAAUAAAGCAAAUCAAAUUUUCUA
Messenger RNA from Harmonia axyridis, 1250 nucleotides. RefSeq names its product DNA oxidative demethylase ALKBH2-like. The transcript is spliced from 3 exons. Gene Ontology annotation, biological process: DNA repair. Lineage: Eukaryota; Metazoa; Arthropoda; Insecta; Coleoptera; Coccinellidae. Bases 183 to 878 code for a protein of 231 amino acids. The record is from RefSeq and is a predicted model, not a curated record.